AUGGCCGACAAGAAGCCAUCCGUCCUGAUUAUCGGAGGUUUGGGAUUUAUCGGUCGCCACCUGGCCCUUUAUAUCCAUGAAAAUAACCUCGCUUCGGAGGUGCGACUUAUUGAUAAGGUCCUUCCACAGCUAGCUUGGCUAGCUCCGGAGUUCGAAGAAGCCUGCUCCAAAGACAAAUUCGUGCAGGCUGAUGCUACACGAGAACAGCACCUGCCGCGCAUUUUUGACCGCGCUAAUGGCGAACAAUUUGACUAUGUGAUCAACUGUGGCGGCGAAACGAGAUAUUCUCAACCCGACGACGUCUAUCAAGCCCGGAGCUACAAUCUGAGUAUAGCUUUGGCUCGUGAGGUUUCUCGUCGGGGAAUUCGCGCCUUCGUUGAAUGUUCUACUGCCCACGUCUACAAGUCUGGAUCCACCCCGCGAAAAGAAGACGAUAAGCUCCAAGCAUGGCACAACCUAGCUAAGUGGAAGCUGAAGGCGAACGAGGAGCUAAUGAAGAUCCCAAACCUCAAUUACAUUGUGCUGCGACUGCCAAACGUAUUCGGUGAAUACGAAUCUGGGCACUUCGCCAUGGGAAUCUGCCUCGCAAGAGUAUACUUGGAUAUGGAGAGAGAUCUUGAAUUUCUCUAUUCCAAGGAUUUGAAGACCAAUACCCUUUACGUCAAAGACGCCGCCAGUGCUCUGUGGAGGGCCGCCGAAUGGAGAUACAAUGCUCCUUCUGAUGGAUCCGUUCCGAUUAUGUACAAUGUUGUCGAUCACAACAAUACAACCCAGGGCCAAGUGGCCGAUGCCCUCACAGAGGUUUUUGGGCUGAAAUGCUCAUUCUUGGGCUCUCUGGCGUCGCAGUUUGCCAAGUUGAACAUGGACGACGUGGUUGACGACAUGAACGAAGUGGCUUUGCAAGGCUGGUCUGACUUGGUCGAAGAAAAGGGCAUUCAGCGCCCGGGCCCUAUUAGUCCAUUCAUCGAGAAGGACGUUCUUCGGGACCAGGAUAUGUCCAUUGAUGGCACUUUAUUCGAAACGACCACUGGCUGGAAACCGACCAAGAACUUCGGCCCUGACUGUAUUCGAGACAUGGUUGAGAGCUACAAGCGAAUGGGCUGGUGGCCAUAG
Molecule: messenger RNA, 1113 nt
Organism: Aspergillus puulaauensis
Lineage: Eukaryota; Fungi; Ascomycota; Eurotiomycetes; Eurotiales; Aspergillaceae
Product: NAD-dependent epimerase/dehydratase family protein
Exons: 3
Coding region: 1-1113 (370 amino acids)
Source: RefSeq, a predicted model, not a curated record